Molecule: messenger RNA, 9309 nt
Organism: Paramuricea clavata
Lineage: Eukaryota; Metazoa; Cnidaria; Anthozoa; Malacalcyonacea; Plexauridae
Source: the annotation of a GenBank genome assembly
CUUCAGCUAAAGCAAUUUAAUGAAGCGGGAAAUGAACAGGAAUCGGCCAUAAAAUGCAACAAUGUUCACGUGAAGUGUUUGUUUGAUGUCCUGGACCACCUUCUCUUAUAUGGGUAGGUCCCUUCAGGGACCGCGGAACAGGGGGGCCGGGAGGGCGCCCACUUUUUCAGUGGAUAAUAAAAAAUUACCGGAUAAAAUCCAGCCUGCCUGCGUGGAAUAGCUCCUGUGCUAUCCUCCCCCCACACACACUUUUAAACAAGCUCCGCGGUCCCUGCCCUUGACAAUAAAUUGUUAUAUAUUUGUUAUUAUUAAUAAUAAAGUAUAAACACUGAAUUAUUAAUAUUGUUGAAUUUUGUUACAUAAAUUAUGUGGCUUUUGAGCUAAAUGAUGUUAUGGUUAUUUUGUACGGAAUGCAAAGUUAUUUAGAGCACAUUCACAGGUUGAACAAGGAAUGUAAUUGAAACAUUAUUGAAUGCAAAUAGCACAUACAGUAUUUGAAACACUUUGAGAAUCAGCAACGCAAUUAGAAUAGGAUCAUUCUCUUAGUACCUACAGUACUCUAAAACAUUUUUAGUCUGAAAAAUCCUGAGAACGGUUACUGGUCGUUUGUUUGUGAGUUCUCCCAUCCUGAAGUAAAGAAAGACGUGGAUGAAAAUCCAGAUGUACACUCAGUCUUUGACAAAGGUAAGAAGACACAACAGCGUGCGUCUGCUCUGCAUUCAUGCUUCUCUACUCUAGUCUCUACAUCUCUACAAACUGAAAUAGGCUCUGAUCUUUAUCAUGAUAGUAUGACGGAAUACACCCUUUCCAUAAUUACGUCACAACUACACUGUUUUCAACUUUUAGGACCACCUCAAAUGGAAAGGAUUAUUUUCAAGUUUUUUUCUCAUGGGCUAUGCACAGAGAAGCAGAACAUCCUUCUUCAACACAUGCAUGAAAAAUAAUUCUUUAUUUUGACCAAUAAAUGUGGAAAUAAGCUCUAACACGAAAACGAGCCUCCAGGUCCUGACCAGUAGCCUCGUUUUCGUGUUAAUGCUUAUUUCCACAUUUAUUGAUCAAAAUCCAAAAAUAUUUUUCACACAUGUGUUGAAGAAGGAUGUUCUACUUCUCUGUGCAUAGCCCACGAGAAAAAAACUUGAAAUCCUUUCCAUUUAAGGUGGUCCUAAGUUGAAAACAGUGUAGUUGUGACAUAAUUAUCGAAAGAGUGUAUUGGCAGUGUCAUGAUUCAUCAAACGUUAUUUACAUGCCUAUAGCCAUGAGCCGCGCGUGAUUGCCGGUAUAAUUCUUAUCCUAGAAACGAGAAUUUGUUUGAGUCAGAUGGAAAGAAGGUUUAUGGGAGGAACACAUCAUAAUGACUUUUCAAGACUCAUCAUGACUUUUCAAGCACAUCAACACAGUGUAGAACAGUCAGGGACGUACCGACCGUAUGUCGUUGGGGGUGGGGGUGAACUCAAACGUUUGGGCGCCCUCGAUUUUGCGGCCCCACCUCCAAACAUUUCCCCCCAAAAAAGUUGGCGAGAGAGAUCUACGUUUGCCUGCGAAAAGCAAUGCUCUCAAAAGUUUUUUUCCAAACCUUAUUUUUGCAUUAGAGGAGAUUAAGAAUAGAUUUUCAGAAUUUUUUCGACCUCAAUUUUUCACAAUAUUCCUUAAUAUUUAACACAUUCCGCAAUUCCAACAUUUGGGGGCCCCCUCUGGCUCUGGGGAAUUAUAAUUGGUCCCCUCCCUUGACUUUUCGUUGGGGGGGGACACAAUCCCAGUCGGGAUGGUGCUAAGAACAGCCACUCAUCAAAGUAAUAAUACCGCAGCAGAGAGGGGGGGCAGAGCCGGGUAGGUAAAGGGGAGGGGUGGUUUGGAUCACGUCUCACGUGAAGAAAAACAUAUUUUACGUUUCACGUGUGAAAAAAUAACCAUUUUACGAAAAUUAAAAUUAAAACACUUUUUAACUUAGUAUUGAAAUAAUGCCUUUUUUAACACAUUACUGGCAUUGCCAUUAGCCUCAACAUUGAAAGACCUUUUUACAACCAACCGAUAUAUCUAGCAAAAAUCAAGAAUUCAAAAUACAUGCAUGCAGUGAAAUCGUUAUGUCCAAAGCAUUGAACUUCUCCCGGUUUUCCUCCCUCAACAAAAACCGUAAUAAUAUUCUUCCAUUUUAACUGUGCGCAUGCUCCAUGAUCAGAAAUGGUUCCUAUGGUUGCAGCCAGAGCACCCUAGUAAGGUUUCGACUUGAUUGAACUACGCCCUUUUAGCAAUUCGACACUCAAUUGCAAGAGAAGAUGACUAAUAGUAUAUAGUUUUUGAAUAUUUUCUUUGUUUAAUAUUGCCUUAUUCUCUUGAAUGGUUGACAUGCCUUUUUGCGCUUGCCCUCUCUUAUAGGUCGACUAUGGAUUUACCUUGCAUUGUUAGACUGUCUGCUUGGAAGUUAUUUUCGAAUGUUUUACGAGAAUCAGAAAGUGCCGUCUAAAUAUUAUCAAAGGUUAGUUCAUUUAUAUAACUGUCAACGUUGUCUUGAAAUUGAUCACAUUUGCUGUCAGUUCAGAAGAAAAAAAAACCAACUUCGUAAUAUAUUAUUUCUAUUUGUUUAUUUAGAGAUUCUUUUAUUCGCGAUAAGGAGGUCGGUCUUGAGGAAAUACUGAUGUUUUAAAAUGUCACUUUGAACUGUUUGAAGUAUAUACCUAUAUAUAAUAACUACAGUGAAACACGCAAUUUAAUUGGUCAAUAGCCGUGCAGGAUCAGACUAUCCUGCACGAGGAUUAAAAGGCCUUCGCGGGAUUUUCGCGGGAUUCUCAAAAUGUCAUUGUUUCACUGUAGUUAUUUUUUAAAACAAUUACCAAAUGGUUUUCCAAGCAGGACAGCGUGAUCCAUACACUUGGGAUGUUGCUCGACUUUCGGAAAGCGUAAAAAUACACUCGCCUGCGGCUCGAGUAUUUUUACGCUUUCCGAAAGUCUCACGACAUCCCUCGUCCAUGGAUCACGCAAUCCUGCACAGAAAACCAUUCGGUAUUCCUUUAAUGUUUAAUAUAUAUUAAUUAAUUACAUUCCUUCAUCUUUUUAGCGCCUAGGCAUCAUAAUAACCCUUGUCGCUGGUUUGGACCUCAUACGUUUGUCGUCAGAAUUGGUAAUGUCUAGAGAAUAAGUUUAAUAACUGACUGAUUACUAUACCAAACUGAACUAACUAUAUUUACACUGGAUAGAAAUAUAGAGGUGCAUGCUGGGUAGUAUAGCGGCCGGGGCAUCUCGUAUUGAUCAACGUUAUUAAAUCGGGAGGUCCUGAGUCAGAGCCAUCCCUAUAUUCUAUAAUCGAUCCAGUAACUGGAAUACCCCGAGAAUGACAUAUGACAGAAAUAGGCGAUUCCAGCUUUUAGUUUAUGCGUGCAGGGGACGAUGGGAAGUAAGGUAUCACAUUGGUGAUUAUGCUGAAAAAAUAAAAAUGGUGGUCGUGUAAACACAGAGUGAUAGCUUAUAUUUUUAAAUGUUGAAAUAUUUCGGUUCUUUCGGUAGUUUAUAUUGAAAAUUUUCAGCAUAAUCAGCAAUAUGAUACCUUACUUCCCAUCAUCCCCUGCAGGCAUAAACUAAAAGCUGGAAUUGCCUAUUGAACCCCAUGUAGAUUCGGAAUGAAACGCGCAUACACAGAUACAGUGUACUUUACACACAAUUCAUUACUGCAUUUUUAGGACUUGUCUUUCUUGGGAUUCCGUGAUUUUGGCCUUACGAACGUGAUAGGUAAAACUUCUAUUUCUUAAUACUUUUCUCGAUCUAUUUUUGUUAUAUAUAUCGUUAUAUUUUGUUAUGAAUUAUUAUUGAAUUAUUUUUUAAACAUUGUAAUGCAGAUCUUUACUUUUAGUUUAUCUGAUGAGUUUACCGUGAAUAAAUAAAGUUUUAAUUACAGUACUUACUUUAUCAGAAUAAUAAUAUAUCCCAUUAUGUAAACCACCCAUAUUUAGUGAACAGUCUCAUUGCAUGGGUGCAUGGUUUAGGCAUAACGUGUAGUAAUUGUUAUCUUGUUUUUUUAUUAUUUGUAUGAUUGUUCUAUAAAAGCCAUUGAUAAAAAUUAUUAUUAAAAAAAAUAAAUAAAAAAAUAAAAAAUAAAAUAAUUAUUAUAAAAAAAAAAUUUAAAAAUAAAAUAAAAUUUUUUUUAAAAAUUAUUAUUUUUGGUUAAUAAUAAUUCACAACAACAUGUUAAAAUAUUUUUUGUAGGUAACGGUUCACGCUCCCAGAAUGGCAACCAGGACGAAGAUACCAUUCCAAUGCAGUCAUUUCCUGAUAGAGAACAAAAUGACAUAAAUAACCGUGACGUUACCACGCCACCUGAAACAGAAAACCAUGGAACGAUUCUUGCAGACGAAGGUGUACUUGACCAGACAGAUGACAUGCGCGACCACUUGGAAUAUGACAUCAUAGGGAUCGAUGACACGGAUGGAGGGACUGGAUCGAAAAUGCUCAUGAGUGAAGGAUCUUAUCUAGGUAAAAUUCGGUUCGCCGUUAUAUGGCGCAAACUUGUUAUCAGGAUGUGUUCACACUGCUUGUUCCCAGCUUGUUGACAAGUUGUCAACGGCUUGUUGACAACUUGACAAGUUGCUACAAGGUUGUUGAGCUCAACAGAUUUGUUACAAGUUGUUCCAACAAUUUGCUGUCGUCCUGCAAUUCAACAAUUUGUCAACAAGUUGGGAGUUACAACCUUGUAGCAACUUGAUGAAAUAAUAGCAUUGUUACAACUUGUUGACAAUCUUAAAACAAAAGUUAUUCCGAAUAAGGAGUGCAUAGUAUUAACACACAAUUUAUUAAAACUGUAUAUUUCGAAUCUAAAUCAAAUUCAUCUUCGGCAGUGUUUUGCAAGAUAUAAUAUAAUAAGAUAUAUGAUAUGAUAAGAUAUCUUGCAAAACACUCGGCUGAAGAUGAAUCUGAUUUAGAUUCGAAAUAUACAGUUUUAAUAAAUUGUGUGUUAAUAUUAUGCACUCCUUAUUCGGAAUAACUUUUGUUUUAUUUUUGCUGAAAUUAUCAGCCGGAAAAGGAUGUUGACAAUUUUGCUUUGCUACAAGAGUACAAUAACAAAUACGGUUAAUUUGGGAGCAUUGCUGGUACAUGGAAUAAUUUUAAUCUUUCAGAUAGCGUUGACUGGUUAUCAAUCAAGAAGCCGACGCUUUCCGAAAACGGCACGGCCAGUCACAAGGGCAGGUCGAACUGUGGGGAUUCGUUCGACGAAUUUUGUCACAACAACGACCGUAAGAGCACGGACUCGAACGACAUCAUUAACGAAUCUACGAUCUCAUUGGUCGAAGCAGAGCUCGCUGAUGACACAUUACCGAAAGUUAACCAUAACCCCGUCCCAGCCCCUCAAGGGUUUUCUCUUGCCGAGUAUGAAGGGAUAGUCUUAGCCGGGUUUCCCCGAAGGCCUGGUCUCUCGGAAACUCUCGGAACGACUUCGGAUAUCAUAUUAAAACAACCGGCUAUAGAGAAACUCUCGUUGAGUAUAUUCGAAAACAAAGAUGAAAAAUUUCAUCGUUUUGUGAAGGGAUUCACCGGUUUUCAUUACGGGCAACUACAUGAGGUGCUUUUACUACUUACAAACAAAGCCGUGUACUUUUUAAGACAGCAAACAGACGUAGGGUUUACCAUUGAACACUCAAUCAACUUUCAAGAAUUAAAGCACAUUGAAAUUGGCGUGAACUGUCAGCAUCUUGCGUUCGUGGCUAAAAAUGAGAAGUAUUCGUUCUCGACCGCAAACGAGGCUGUGACGCGGAGUUUAGUGUCAGAUAUUUCGUCAUUGGUGCUCAGAGGUCUCUCAUCGUCGGCUCAGCUGACGCGGCUUAUCAGUAGUACCGCUGUGCAAGGACAGCAGGCGAUCAAGAAGUGGUUACGGCGUCAGGCAUUGCAGGACCAGGUAAUGAUAUUAAACGAUUAGGAGGCAAUUUUUUUCUAUGUCGCGUGUAUUUGCGAAGAAAAGUGUUCAAAACCUAAAAUCUUAGCGAUAUGAAAAAAAUUGCUUUGUUUUAGCUUUAUUUUGUAGUUUACACAGUUAGCAACCUUUUUAAAUGCAUUUGCCGGUUGAUAAACACAAAAUAAUAGUAAAAAAUUGUCAAUUAAAAUACAAUUAUCAAUGAUGCUUUACUGUAAAAGUGACGCCAUAUUUACAGCGAUAUAAUCAAAACUUACUGAACUUUGGACAUCAUUUUCUCUUUGGCAUACCUCUUCAUUUUAACAUUAUUUUACAGAUAAAGCACUAAACAUACUUUUUAAGUUUGUUUGCCGAUUGAGAGACGUAUCGAAAAAUAAAAAUUUUAAAUGUAGUCAUUUGAGCGCGUGUUAUAAAUUGUCAUAAAGUAACUUCAUAAAAAGGAUGUAAAUCAAUCUCCAAAGGAAGUACAUCUGCAGACAACAUGAACUUAGACUGCAGAAAAUUGCACAAGCAGUUAAUAAAUAUCAAACUCAUGUCACAGAAGUGGUAGGUAUCCUUUUGCGAAGUUUUUGGCCAGUGGUGGAUGAUUAUUUUUUAAUUGAAUGUUGAGGUUGGGUAAACUGAAAUUUUUUGACUUUUUAAUGGUUGCAUGGAUCAGCAAAAUUUUUCCCAAGAGAAACAUUUCUCUUUGGUGUCAUCCCCCGCCAAAAAUAAUGACCGCGGUCCCUAAUAUAUACAUCACGACCAGCCCUAGGUCAGUUGUAACAACUUUUGCGCGUUUUAAUCGACGAUUUUAAAGUGUAUAUAUUUAUUUCAGACAUUGGACAUGGAAGUACUGUGUUUUUCUCUCGUACACUGGAUGUGUUUCUCAGGGCCUGGCAGUGAACUGGACACGGUGCGUUACCAGAUCGUUAAAGAGGGAUACCUUGAUUGUAAGUCCAAGUAUCUAGGAAUGGUCAGCCACUGGGAGACGAAUUACUUUGCUUUAACGGGUAGAGGACUGUUUCAUUACGCCAGACAAGGUGAUAAAGAACCAAAGAUGAUUUAUGAACUUAAUGCUUCAAAUUGUGGAGGAUGCCGUCGGGUUUCGGACGAGCAGCAAAAAUAUGCCUUUGAGGUAUGAAAUAAGGCUCAGAUUUUGUAGAAAAGUUGAGUGAUGCUUGAUGGAAAUAGGAAAGAGCCUGUGGCAAGAUGUUCAAAGCUGGGCCAGCGCCAACCCUUGGUUAAUAGGGAGUUUAAGAUCUUGACGACGAACUACCGACUACGUUUGAAAUAGUUUUUGUUGUAUGUAUGCAAAUACUAAAUGCUUGUCAUAACAAAUUUAUCCCAAAUAUGUUUUAUGUGCAUGGCUUUGUGUUCAGCAAGUUUCAUCUUUUAAUUUUCAUUAUUUUUUUAUAAAAAUACUCUCCAACCUGCAACGUUGCGUAGUCAGUUUCGGUGUUAUGUUCUUGAUUCUGUUUUACAACACAAGAAUAUGCCUUUUUACGCUGUAGCCAAGGUCGCUACGGUGAAAUUAUUACGCCAUUUUGAUGGCGUAAUAAUAGAUGUUUCGGUUUUCAAUCCAUAAUAUAUUACUACCAUCUUAUGGUUAUACUUGCUCAUUUUAACUUUUUCAUUUGUUGCUAUUUGUCACUUUCAAAGGUAAAAUGUAAACAAAUUCAUUGUGGUUGGCAAUGACUUUUUAACUUGGACUUGAAAAUAAUAAGACUUGUUAGCAACUCCGUUCUCUUUUAAACUAUUUUCAGAUAAUUUCUGACGAUGGUCAAUCAGUGGUCAUCCUAUCGACGUCAACCGAAGAUCAGACAUCCGAUUGGAUAACGAAGUUAUGUCAAAUUGUAGCUGGAUCCUCUGAGUUCCUGUAUACCACCCUGUGUCCCGCGGCUAGAGCACUCCCGUGCUGUGCCGCGGUUACCAAGCAACAUAUCGUCACGUUUCAUGCGCAUAUUAAUGGCGACUAUCGUUUUUUAAGUAGCUUUUUUAUUCAAGAUAUCACGCAGAUAUUGGUAGACAACGAAGUUAGGAAUUAUUGUAUUUUGGUAAGUUCAUUUCCAAAGGAAUACCAAAAUGUUUUCCGUGCUGGAUUGUGUUAUCCAUGCACGCAGAAUGUCCCGAAAGUCUCGCAACACCCGCGUGCAUGCGUGGAUGACGCUACCCUGCACGGAAAACCAUUGGACCUUUCCCCUUAUAGCUAAAAUUUUGAUCUAGACAAAAAUUUCAUCACAGCUUGAAAGAGCAUCACAAAAUUAGUAAUAUUCCGAAGUUUCGUUGCGAAAUGUAAUAAAAUGCGGAUAAUAUAGCCUUGCGAAGUUUGCCGUUUUUCAGUCAUUUUGUAUUACGCACGGGAAAUUGACAGCCCAAUCGGGUGUUGGGGCAUCAAUUUCCCAUUUGUAAUACAAAAUUACUGAAAAACGGCAAACUUCGCAGGGCUAAUCCGCAUUUUACAACAUUUCGCAACGAAUUGAAACUUCGGAAUAUUACUAAUUUUGUGAUGCUCUUUCAAGCUGUGAUGAAAUUUUUGUCUAGACUUGUCUAGAUCAAAAUUUUAGUUAUAAGGGGAAAGGUCUAAUAAAAUAACUUCAGUGAAACAAUAACUUUAUUAAAACAUUAACUUUAUUUAAACGUUAAUUUUUCAGUAAACUGUUAAAGAGGCUGUCAAGUCUGUUCUGCUCAUGCGCUAAGCUUGUUUUUGUUUUGUUUACAUUUUUGUUUCUAACAAUAGAUCAUUUAAUUAAAAUUCCGAUCUGUGUACAUUUUUUGUUUCAAACAAUAGGUCUGUGAACCGACAGAUCGGAAUUUUAAUUAUAUUAUCUAUUGUUUGAAACAAAAAGAUAUAUAAACAAAACACGCGCAUGAACAGAACGGACUUGAUAGCCUCUUUAACUUUAUUAUAAGUUGUCUCUCGUUUAACAACUUCACUUCUCUUUCUUCCUUCCUCCAUUUCAUUUGUCUUUUUUUAUUUCAUACUUUUAAUUUUCUCACCUAUAUUUCAAAUACCUGGUUUUCUUAUUUUAGAAAUUUGAAUCCGACCACGAAGGCAUGUGGUUCUUCUCUUUUGCAACAGAAUAUGAACUAAGUAAAUUUGAACGUGUCGUUGCUGAAGCUUGGAAGGAUAACUUACAGGUAUGUUCAGGAUUUGUACUUGAGAUAGAAAAGGAUGGAAAUCAGGCCUGCAUGGAAAUUAUAGUCCCAUGGUCAUCGGAUAUUGGCCGGUAAAAUUUCAACAUUGACUUCUAUCGAUGGAGAAUUAAUAUCAUUUUCUUACUCUCAUAAUUAAUUCCUGGUUACAUCCCUAUGAAUUCUUUCUAUCAUUUCUGUAGGCAGAUCUUCAAUUUUACAUUAUUGGCGAAGGACCGACGCGGCAGCGAGCUCGUGAUAUGAGUCAGUAUAAUCAAACUAUGUUGCACGGUACAAGUUGA